AUGAUUGCUGCCAUAGUGGAUGUUGAGCUUACCGUUGUAAGAGAUAACACUCAAUUGCGAAAGCUUUUGAGUAAUACGACGAGUAGGAGUGGGAAAGAGACAAGAACAAAUACUAGUAGUACUAGCUCUUGUGUAACUCUAUCAGGAUUGCUUGAUGUGAUUGAUGGAAUAUGGUCUUCCCUUGAAAACUAUGAUCAGGGUUUGGAGAAGGAAGAAAGACAGCAACUCAUAUCCAUAGAGGAGAAUAAGAACAGGAAGGAUGGACAAGCUAUUGAGCUUUCUUAUUGUGAUUUUGAAAGCUUUAAAGUUCUUGCCAACAUUUACUUAUUGAUUGAUCAACAUUCUGAAUUUGAUGUGAUUAGAGAUCUGUUGGAAGUAACUAACAUGACACCUUCUGAUGUUUCUGAGAAUAUGUUGCCUAAUUGCUCUGAUGAUGAUGCUGGGAUUUGUUUGGAUAAUCUGAUUUGCGCGCUUGAAAAAGCCAAGGACGAACAGGAUGCUAAGAAGAAAGCUGCGGAGGUGAAGAAAUCAAGAAAAAAGCUAAUGGUGUGCGAGCUGAUCGACCGCACAGGGCUCACUCUCUUUCUCUGUAUAUGA
Messenger RNA from Amaranthus tricolor (Joseph's coat), 597 nucleotides. Its product is annotated as AAA-ATPase At3g28540-like. The record is from RefSeq and is a predicted model, not a curated record. Lineage: Eukaryota; Viridiplantae; Streptophyta; Magnoliopsida; Caryophyllales; Amaranthaceae. The coding region runs from base 1 to 597 and encodes 198 amino acids. The transcript has 5 exons.